Cryptococcus deneoformans JEC21 is the source of this 3722-nucleotide messenger RNA. Its product is annotated as PM-scl autoantigen, putative. Bases 444 to 3395 code for a protein of 983 amino acids. NCBI's taxonomy places the organism in Eukaryota, Fungi, Basidiomycota, Tremellomycetes, Tremellales, Cryptococcaceae. Gene Ontology annotation, cellular component: nucleolus; nuclear exosome (RNase complex). Gene Ontology annotation, biological process: nuclear polyadenylation-dependent snoRNA catabolic process; nuclear polyadenylation-dependent antisense transcript catabolic process; nuclear polyadenylation-dependent CUT catabolic process. The record is from RefSeq and is a predicted model, not a curated record. Gene Ontology annotation, molecular function: nucleotide binding; nucleic acid binding; 3'-5'-RNA exonuclease activity. The transcript is spliced from 8 exons.
UUGAGCUUCAUUCCUCUUUCUUUCUCCCUUCUCCCUUCUUCACCAGUGAACGUCACUCGAGGGGUUCCUUCUCUAUCCAUCUCUGUCUUCGAAAGCCCAUACUGCCUCACAUCUAGCUUAGUCACCUCCUGUCGCACGAGACCCUCCUCAAGAUACCUUCCAAGAGAUUGAUCGCGAAGGCAUUUGGGCUCGGUCGACUUUUACCCCCUUAUCGAACCUCUGCCACCCCCCCUUCGUCCACCAAGGGGAUCUUCCCCCGUAUCGGGACCAAAUUGAAGCAGGUACAGCGUCGAAGUGCAUACAACUGUUUCCUCAAACCAGUGUCCAGCUGUCAAUCGUACCAACAAAAAAUUGAGCCCCUCAGGAAGUCAUUCCGAACAGACGACUCCCUGAGAGACUUCCGAACACGACUAGUGAAAUCCAUUUUGAUAUUAAGUUACACCAUGUCUAAAGCUACCUCCGGAGAAGCAUCGGUACCUUCGCCCACCCAAUCUUUCUCGGAAUAUCUACCUUUUUUGACUGCCGCUCUAGACCGUCUCACCACCAAUGCCGCCUCUCUGCCCGACAAGACCGAUCUAAAUUUUCAUCGAAGUCUCGAUAGAAGGUUCAACAAGGAUGUAGAGAAGACAAGCGAGAGGCUACUGGGUAUGACUGAGAGGAUACUGGAUCUUAUCGAAAGGAGUCAAAAAGAAGCCAGACAGGGUAGAGAUAAAGGGAAAACAGCUAAAGUGAUGAUAAGGCGGAGGAAGUUGGAAGACCAAGAUGACAUAAUAGAUGGGUAUAGAGGUGCAGUACAGGGUGUAAUAGACGGUUUGCUUGAAGAUGCGGAUAUCAACCUUGAUGAAUUGAGAGGAGGCAAGGGGAAAACGUCUGUUACAGUCAAGCCUGCCCUGGUUGCCCAAGCUGGUAAAAAAAUUCCCGGCCCAUUCACUGAGCGUCUGCCAGCAAAUAUUAUUCAUGCGUCUGAUCUCACCAAACCUCAGCUUCUCUUCCAUGACGCUCCUGACAAUGCUCGGACUUCUGAAUCCUGGAAGCCGUCUCUAACGACCAAGCCCCAUGCUAUGGUCCCUCUUGGAUUCAAGGCACCUCUCGAUUAUGAGUUGACCUCGGAAGAAGAGAUGGACCCGUCAAAGGCAGCUCUAAGACGCGAGAAAGAGAUUCGCGCCCGAACGCACCCCUAUUAUUAUGAAACUAAACACUUACCAUACCCCACUUCAUUGUUUAUUGAUUCAAAGCCUGUACCCCCUCAGAGCUUCGAUGAGACGCCUUUCGAGUUUGUCGACACGCCGGAAAAACUUCAUCGAAUGGUUGAAAAACUCAAGCAGGCAAAAGAAAUCGCUGUUGAUCUGGAGCAUCACGACAUGCGAAGCUAUGCGGGUUUCACUUGCUUGAUCCAAAUUUCGACUAGAGAAAGCGAUUGGGUCGUAGACACGCUGGCGCUCAGGAAGGAAAUCCAGCAAGAUAAGUUUGGAGACGUUUUCACCGACCCUACUAUUGUCAAGGUCUUUCAUGGUGCCGAUAGUGAUAUCAUCUGGCUCCAACGGGAUUUCGAAAUCUUUGUGGUCAAUUUGUUCGAUACAUAUAGCGCCUGUGUCGUCCUUGAAAUGCCACAGCGAUCUCUCUCAGCCCUUCUUCAGCAUUAUUGUAACUUUGAGGCCGACAAAAGAUAUCAGCGGGCCGAUUGGCGAAUUCGUCCUUUGCCAGAUGGCAUGUUGUAUUACGCUCGAUCUGACACCCAUUUCCUCCUUUUUAUCUACGACAAUCUGCGCAACGCCCUUCUUCACAAGUCUUCUCGUCCUUCUUCGCCAGCUAACUGUGGUACUAUCGUCCUGGAUAGCGCCAGGCCUAAUCCUCAAGAAGCUAUGCGCGAAGUCCUUGGCAAGUCUGCUGAUACGGCAUUGAAAAUGUAUGAAAGAGAUUCGUACGAUAUAGUGACGGGGCGAGGUUCUGGGGGUUGGCUGGCUGCAGGGAAAAAGUGGCUACCUAAAGGAGAGAUUGAGCAAGAGUCUGGCUGGGUUUGGAGACAUUUGCAUGAUUGGCGAGAUAGAGUGGCGAGAGAGAUGGAUGAAAGUCCUUUCUAUAUUAUGCCCAACAAUAUGUUACGAGAUGUUAGUACGGCUGAUAAUACCGCCAACCUCAGUCGUAUAAUCAGAAGAGAUCGAGCUCCUAUUGCUGCUCAGUAUAUUCCUGAAAUUACAUCUAUCAUUGUCGCCGCGAAGGAAAAAUUCAAGGAAAUCACGGCUGAGCGAGCAGCUAAUCCUCAAGUUCAGGAGAUGGAGAAGAUAGGAGUGAAGGAAAUCGGAGCGAAUGAUGUGAAGAAGGUCCCGGUUGCGGCACUGGCCGUUCCAUCUGUACCCCUAGCAAGCACCACCUCAAAUAUAUGGGACGUCGCUGCUAAACCUACCUCUACUAGAACAAAUGCCAAGUCAGGUCUUUUCGGCUCUGCCAUCAAAUUCUCUCAACCGAAGCAUGCUUCGGGUUAUAUUACCGCUUCAAAAUCAGGGCAAUCAGCUUUGUUCGGGGUGACACUAGACCGAGCAAGCAAUCAGAAAUCAUCAUCUGCUGCUUUGACCCUCCGUGAGAGGGAAUUAUCCCCCGGUUUCCUCAAGGUCAUGGAAUCUAUGCGCAUGGACUUACAUCCCAAGGGUAUGACCUCGGGAAGCAGCGAAGGCGAUGGUAAAAUGGGGCUGAACCCUGAAACCGUGCCGUUUAUCCCUUCCAACCAAAGAAAGACGACGGCGACGUCUUCCUUGGAAGUGAGGGGGAAGAGACCCUUAGGUUUGACGUCGGAGUCAGCGCACCCCCAAUCCGGCCAGAAAGCCAGCUCCUCCACCGCAUAUGCACCAACUUCCGGUAUCCCUUCAACGCUCAUCAAAGAAAUGUCUCCUCAAAAGUCAUCAAAAUCUGGAACAGUUGAUGAGGGCGUUGUUCAGGUGAAAAAAUCAAAAAAACAAAAGAAAAGAGAGCGAGCUUCUACGACCGAUAGAGCCGGCGAUGACAGCGAUAGUAAAAAGGCAAAGUUGGGCACUGACGGCGAUGGAGAGUUCGGUGCUGCCACGCCGCCAGCUCAGGCCGUAAUCCCGUCUGUUGAGCUUUUGAACACAGUAAUUGUUGGGGAGGGUGGCAACGCAAAUAAAAGUACAGCUUCCAAGAACAAGAAGAAGAAGGUGAAGCCCGAAGAUAUACCAGCAUUUGAUUAUGCCAGCCAACCUAAUUUGUUGGAUCAACCACACUCUGUGAUCGCCCAGGAUGAUGCAAAGAAGAAGAAAAAGAAGUUCAAGGAAGCAAGGCCUUCAGGAGCUGGGAUCGUUGAGGUACCGACGUUCGGGGCGAGACCUGCGAGAGACUUGAGCCAGCCUAAGCAGGGUAAUAAGUCUGGGACCUUUGCUAGAUAGACAGGGAUCUAAAGACGUAAUUUGCAAAUUUGAUGAGUUUAUGGAUUAACGGAGAUGGCUUCACAGCUCGCGUGCGCUGCAUUGCACUGAGACAUGUCACAUACGAUCUCAACAAGUUGGUGGCAAUCUUCUUGCCUCUUGCCUCAUUAUCUAAUGGCUACUACUUAUAUGCUAUAUGGCUCUAUAAAAUACUCUUCUAGAAGCAAAUAAAUGAAGCUUGCGCGAUCCAAUUUUUUGAAUUGUUUUCGCCAGUUACCAUUUUAUAUUCUACUAGCCUUCAAACCUGUACCGUUGGAUAAGCAGUCUCUCCAACGCUUUAACUACAAA